This is a messenger RNA of Pelobates fuscus (common spadefoot toad), 3666 nucleotides long. It is a transcript of the gene MMEL1, whose product is annotated as membrane metalloendopeptidase like 1. Gene Ontology annotation, biological process: protein processing. The coding region runs from base 443 to 2746 and encodes 767 amino acids. The record is from RefSeq and is a predicted model, not a curated record. Gene Ontology annotation, molecular function: metalloendopeptidase activity. The transcript is spliced from 23 exons. Gene Ontology annotation, cellular component: plasma membrane. Lineage: Eukaryota; Metazoa; Chordata; Amphibia; Anura; Pelobatidae.
AUUUGGAGUAAGCAGAGGUGAGGAAGGGAAGAUUUCUAGUACACAGCAGCAGCAGACCAUGAAUAAGACGGAUUUUGAAAUAUAAUAGGGACUGCCUGAUGAUUGCUGCUGUUGAAGAUUCCAAUUACUGGAAUAGUCAGUAUGGAUCUUGCAUGGAAGGGAGAGAAACUGUAAUGAAUCUUUUCUGGAUACAAAUGCAUACAAAAGGCAGUGGGAACAUAUAGAUUGUUAUAAUUAUGAUAUAAUGAUUUGUUAGCCUGCAUCAAUGUGGUCUCAGGAGAAAGAAUAAUCUCAUUAGAUGGACUAACUACAAGCAAGACCAGGAAAUCUGAUUGCAAUAUAGAUUUUCUGGGCAUUCCAGCACUGAUGCUGUAAGACCUACGGAACAGAAGAAAAUCAAAUAUUCUGCUAUUAAUUUGAGAUCCUUUUGCACCUUGAAGAAAUGGAAAAUGAGGUGGCGAAAACUGUUGACAACCAAAUGGAAAAAUAUAUAGUUACAAUUAUGGGGAAGUCAGAAAGUCAAAUGGACAUAGUAGAGAAGUCAAGCAAGUCUGUCAAGAAAUCAUGGAGUAUUCUGGAGAUUGGACUGACUGUAUUGCUUUUUCUGAUGACCUGUGCUGCUGUCGUACUUCUGAUUUUGUAUACAAGCAACAAAGAAAAUGUAUGUACAACAACAGGAUGUGUUACAGCAGCUGCAAGGAUUAUUCAGAACAUGGACCCAACUAUUGAACCAUGCACUGAUUUCUAUCAAUAUGCUUGUGGUGGUUGGUUAAACAAACAUGUAAUACCAGAAACCAGCUCUAGAUAUAGUAUCUUUGAUAUCCUCCGGGAUGAGAUGGAGAUCAUAUUAAAGGGUUUAUUGGAAAUGCCAGAACAAGAAGACCGUGAUGCCUUUAAAAAAGCCAAAAUUCUAUAUAAAUCGUGUAUGAAUGAAAGUCUGAUUGAGCAGAGAGACUCACUACCUCUGAUAGAACUUUUAGCUGUGGUUGGGGAUUGGCCAGUUGCUUCCACAGAUUGGAAUCUCACCAAAGAGUCUGGAUGGAGUUUGGAAGAAAAAAUGUCCCUUUUGAACUUUAGAUUUAACAAAAGAGUCCUCGUUGACAUGUUUGUAUGGAACGAUGAUCGUGAGUCCAGCAAGAACAUUAUUUAUAUUGACCAACCAAGCCUAGGAAUGCCUUCGAGGGAUUAUUACUUUAAUAGUGGAAAUUAUAAAAGGAUAAAGGAAGCUUACUUACAGUUUAUGAUUACCAUUGCCAAAAUGGUAAGGGAAGACAAGAACCUGACUAAAGACGACAGCUUUGUUCAAGAAGAAAUGACUCGUGUGAUGGAUUUGGAAACAGAUAUUGCAAAGGCAACAGCUCCAUCAGAGGAACGAAAUGAUGUCACCUUGUUGUACAAUAAAAUGACCCUCGUUGAGUUCCAGCAAAAAUUUGCAUUAGAUGUAAAUGAUUUUAACUGGACCAGUUUCAUACAAGGAGUUAUGUCAUCUGUAAAUAUUCAGAUUCAUGCAGACGAAGAAGUGGUAGUAUAUGGGGUUCCUUACCUUCAACAGCUUAAAAGUAUUCUCUCCAACUAUUCAGCAAGCACUUUGCAAAAUUACCUUGUAUGGCGAUUGGUGAUUGACAGAGUCAGCAGUUUAAGCAGACGUUAUAAAGAUGCUCGAGCCAACUACAGAAAGGCACUGUAUGGGACAACUUUAGAAGAGGCUCGCUGGAGAGAAUGUGUGAGUUAUGUAAACAGCAACAUGGAAAAUGCAGUUGGAGCAAUGUAUGUCAAAGAAACAUUUGCUGGUGAGAGCAAAAGGAUGAUCAGUGACCUUAUAAAUAAAGUCCGUGAAGCAUUUAUUGAAACUUUGGAUGAAUUGCAAUGGAUGGACGGAAUAUCUAAGGACAAAGCCCAAGAAAAAGCAAUGUCCAUUAAAGAGCAAAUAGGGUACCCAGACUAUAUUUUGGAAGACCACAAUGGUAAACUGGAUCAGGAAACUUCAACAUUAAACUUCAGUGAGCAUCAAUACUUUGAGAAUAUAUUGGAAAUCUUAAAGGCUGGAGCUCAAAAGAGUCUAAAAAAAUUGAGAGAGCCAGUAGACCAAGAUGCGUGGAUAAUCGGAGCUGCUGUAGCUGAUGCUUUUUACUCACCUAACCGAAACCAAAUAGUAUUUCCUGCUGGAAUCCUACAGCCUCCAUUUUUCAGUAAGCACCAGCCACAAGCAUUGAAUUUUGGUGGGAUUGGCAUGGUUAUCGGACAUGAAAUCACCCAUGGGUUUGACGAUAACGGCAGAAACUUUGAUAAGGAUGGAAAUAUGUUUGAUUGGUGGAGCAACUUCUCAGCAAUGCAUUUCAAAGAUCAAUCACGUUGUAUGGUCUAUCAGUAUGGAAAUUACACGUGGGAACUAGCAGGAGGACAAAAUGUUAGUGGCAUUAUAACUUUAGGAGAAAAUAUUGCCGACAAUGGUGGAGUCAGACAGGCAUACAAGGCAUAUCUGAAAUGGGUGCAAAGACAUGGAAAGGAGCCCAAACUACCAGGGCUGGAUCUGACAUACAAGCAACUUUUUUUCCUCAAUUUUGCUCAGGUGUGGUGUGGUUCAUACCGACCAGAGUAUGCUAGGCAUUCCAUCAAGACGGAUGUUCACAGCCCCUUCAAAUACAGGGUCAUGGGCUCUUUGCAAAACUUUGAGGCUUUCUCAGAAGAAUUUAAUUGCAAGAAGGGUACAAAAAUGAAUCCUGCAGAGAAAUGUCGAGUUUGGUAGACAAGAAGAUUCAAAAUGGUAUUUUAAAAGAAUUAUUACAAAAAUGUCUGCUGGGCUGGCUUACACAUAUUGAACAGUUAUAGCCAACACUGUGGCCUGGUGUUUCCCCUGUUCAGAUCAGAGUUCUGGAAAAGUGGUGCAAAGACAGAGUUGAGAGGUGACAGACAUACUGUUUUAGGGUUCAACUAGAAAAAAAUGAAGAAGUAAAUUAUUAGUGCAGUAUGUUUUAUCUCUGGAAUAAAAUGCUGUAACUGACUGUUUUAAUGGCUUGACUGUUAUAAAAUAAAAUACUGCUGUCAGGUUUUCAAAUACUAGUUUUAAAAAUAAAUAUUUUUCCUCAAAUUUAUUUCCCUUUUAAUAAAUAUUAUAUGUCAGUGUUGCCAACAACCCAUUGACGUUUCUGAUGUGACUGUCAUUAUUUGCAACUUAAAUGUUAACAUUUCAUUAAUAUAUUUAAAAGCAAAAUAAAAAAUGUUCAGGUUUAAAAUAUUAGUAGAUAAAUUUGCUGUAUGUGGGGGGAGGGCAAGAUGUUGAAUGUAUCAGUGACAAAAAAACAACUAAUUUUAUAUGAUUCUUAUUAAAUGUGUUAUAUAACUAGAUUAAGAUAUGUUGGAUACGCCUACAUUGCAAGACAAUCUUGCAGAGUUUUUUUAAUUAAAAAAAAAAAUGUAUAGAAAUUCAUAUUGUAAGGACAUAUUUUUCCCACAAUAUAUCUUUAAAAAGUCUCUGUUGGAUAAGAUAUAAUGAGAUAUAUAAAUAUGUGAUCAUGUAAAUUUAUAUGUGAAAACUUUAAUGCUGAGAGUAGAUCUGACAUAGCGUACUAAAGUAAGAACAAUACAUAUAAUGUAAUUAAUUAUCUGCAAAGGUUUUGUGAGAUUGUAAAAUUACAUAGUUCUAUAUAAUAAAUUAUCAUUGCUUCA